AUGCUCUCCUGUGCGGCCGCGUGGUGCUGUGCGCGUUACCACCCGAACCCGUUGUGCUUCCAUUGGGCACACGCACACAACUCCUCAUGCGCGUUGCGUCCUGUCUUGGCCAUCGCAGUUCCCUGUGGUCAGAGGUGCCUGUGCGCUGUUCCUUCGUUCUGCUGCUGCGUUCUUUGUUUUCGCCUCCCCCCAUUCGCUUCUACGGCGUUUUGCUGCCUGACGGUUGCGGAGAUGCGCGUUGAGUGGAGGGAGUUUGCGCAGGCGGCGCGCAGCAUGCAUCAGCAACCCGGUGGCAUCAAGCGCACCCGCCUCAUGCUGCACCUCCGACCCUACAAAACACGUAAGAUAUUCGCGCUGAAGGCGACCGACGGCCGCACCACGCUGACGACGCGUGUGGAGCAUCAGGGCCAGAUUAGGCUGGUCGAGGCCCUCGUGGGAGACUUUGUGUCCGCGUGCACGCGUGUGUCGGUGCCGGCGUCUGUGUCUGCUGCCUCGGCCACCGCGGCGGCCGCGCUCCCCCCCGCCGCGUUGCAUACGGAGAGCGGGGCCGGGGGAAAGGCCGGGCAGGCGAGCUCGCCGCCCCAUCCGCCGCCACCGCCGCGGAGCAGCAACCGGCAGGUGAACAAAGGAAGGAAAGGCAAGCGGCACUAG
Molecule: messenger RNA, 651 nt
Organism: Leptomonas pyrrhocoris
Lineage: Eukaryota; Euglenozoa; Kinetoplastea; Trypanosomatida; Trypanosomatidae
Exons: 1
Coding region: 232-651 (139 amino acids)
Biological process (GO): SRP-dependent cotranslational protein targeting to membrane
Cellular component (GO): signal recognition particle
Molecular function (GO): 7S RNA binding
Source: RefSeq, a predicted model, not a curated record